This is a messenger RNA of Nelumbo nucifera (sacred lotus), 2032 nucleotides long. Its product is annotated as putative E3 ubiquitin-protein ligase XBAT31. Gene Ontology annotation, molecular function: protein binding. The record is from RefSeq and is a predicted model, not a curated record. Lineage: Eukaryota; Viridiplantae; Streptophyta; Magnoliopsida; Proteales; Nelumbonaceae.
CUCUCUCUCCUUCUCCCCCUCCCUCCUCCGUCCACUACUUAAACGUUUCCCUUCGACGAUCCGUCGGUCGACGCCACCACCUGUAAGGGGAAGGUGGCGCAAGAUAAGGUAAUCCGCCUAUCGCGUGAUCGAAGCAAGUCAGAGCGGGAGGGGAUGGGUCAGGGGCUCAGUUGCAUUGCUACUCAAGAGCAUGGGCUCUUCACUGCCGUUCAGGCUGGAGACUUGGAUAAAAUUCAACUUCUGUUGGAGCGAGACCCAAGUCUCCUGCAUCAAACCACUGUUUUUGAUAGGCUUUCUGCACUCCAUAUAGCCGCUGCAAGUGGUCAGAUCGAGGUUCUUUCUUCGAUUUUGGAUCGAUCUAUUCACCCAGAUAUCUUGAAUCGUCAUAAACAGACUCCGCUUAUGUUAGCUGCAAUGCAUGGGAAGAUCUCCUGCGUGGAAAAGCUACUUCAAGCAGGGGCGAAUAUUUUAAUGUUUGAUUCUCUUCACGGAAGAACCUGCUUGCAUUAUGCUGUGUACCAUGGACAUUCCGACUGCCUGCAAGCCAUUCUAGCUGCUGCUCAAUCGACUUCUGUUGCAGAUUCUUGGGGGUUUACGCGGUUUGUAAAUGUUAGAGAUGGUAAAGGAGCAACGCCAUUGCACCUUGCAGCCCGACAGAGACGGCCUGAUUGUGUCCAUAUCCUGUUAGACAGCGGAGCUCUUGUAUGUUCUUCGACGGGUGGAUAUGGCUUCCCAGGGAGCACUCCGCUUCAUUUGGCAGCUCGUGGGGGCUCUUUGGAUUGUGUCCGUGAAUUGCUUGCAUGGGGAGCGGAUCGGCUUCAAAGAGAUUCUUCUGGAAGAAUACCAUACAUGGUUGCCCUAAAGCACAAACAUAGAUCCUGUGCUGCCCUGCUAAACCCAUCGUCAGCAGAGCCUCUUGUGUGGCCAUCACCUUUGAAGUUCAUCAGUGAACUUAAUCCAGAGGCAAAGGUCCUGUUAGAGAGGGCCCUAAUGGAAGCAAACAGGGAGAGGGAGAAAGACAUCUUGAAAGGAAUGGCAUGCUCUCUUUCAUCACCUUCGCAUUCCGAUAUCAGUGUUGAUGACAAUGUGUCUGAGGCCAGCGACACGGAAUUGUGCUGUAUCUGCUUUGACCAAGUCUGUACAAUCGAGGUCAGAGACUGUGGCCACCAGAUGUGUGCACAUUGCACUCUAGCUCUUUGUUGCCAUAACAAACCCAAUCCCACCACCGCAUGCUUGCCUGCCCCAGUCUGCCCGUUUUGCCGCAGCAGCAUUGCCAAGCUGGUGGUUGCCAAGGUCAAGACGGAGAGCGAGUCGGACAAGGAGAUCAACUCUUCGAAGAUGAGGAGGGUGAGGAGAUCAAACUUCAGUGAAGGCAGCAGCAGCUUCAAGGGUUUGUCAGCUGUGGGUUCAUUUGGGAAGAUGGGUGGCCGUGGUUCAGGGAGGAUUGCUGCUGAUAGCAACGAUUGGGUGGACAAACCUUGAUUCCUGGCAGUUAUUAUGGAUGGACUGACCAAAUUGGUGCAGGAAUAUCCAUUUGGGUAUAUAUGAAAAUAUAAAAAUUUCAGUUAACUAUGUAGAUUUUGGGUAAUGGAAAAGCAAAGGGAGGAGAAUGAAAAUUAAAUAAAGCAAGAAGUCUUUUACAGGUCUGGGUUAGUGGGUCUUAAUGUUGUAAUCCUUGUUGUUUCCUUCAGAUUGAAGAAGCAGUAGUCUUUUCGAGGGUUGUCUAUUCCCUGAAUAGGAAAAGAAUUAUCUUUGUUUUCUAAGAAAAACAGUUCACCCCGAUUCAUACAUAUGGCUGCUAGACCAUAACCAAGUUGCCAACUCCUUUGCUUUUCGCACUUUUUUUUUUUAAUUUUAUUUCCGAAAGUCUUGGCAUGUGUGUUUGCCUUGCCUAUCUUCUAUUGUCUCCAUCUAUUUUCCAUUAUUGAUGAGUAGGGGGGAUGUGGCCUGUGGAUGUAAUGUAAUAUUAUCAUUUUUUUUAUAUAAAUAUAAUAAGUUACAGAGUAAAGCUGCAAAGCCUGUUUAGCUGCUA